AUGAAUGUCAAAAGACAGCUAGUCUUGGGGGAUUAUGUAAAAGCACUUGCUGUUCUUAAAGCUGCCGUGGUAACGUGGCCAGAUUGUGAAAUGUUUAAGACUGGUGCUGAGGCUGACGACGGAAAAUCGACGGACGAACAGCGGUAUACUUGAAAUUGAAAUGUGUCAAAUUAUUUUAGCAGAUUUUUGAAACGUGUCAAAUAGAUGCUUCCAUCUACAGACUAAGGCGAUUUUCAGUAGAGUGCCGACAUCAAUGUUAACUAGAGAUGCGUAUUUCCUAUGGACGAAUUUAGGCAAUUUGGUUCAAUAAUUAGUGUGACAACAGACGCCAUUUUGGCACGCUUUAUGAGCAGCCCGCAACCACCUGGAGAAAAUAGGGUCGCACGGUCAAUCGCGUUGAAAAAAUAAUAGGGUCGGCAGAAAAAAAUAGGGUCGGUCGGGAACCGGAACCACAGGGUUUUUUUUUACGCCUAAAUUUUGAUCUAGGCAAGAAGAACAAAAUCCAUCACCACGGCUAGAAAGAGCAUGUUAAAAUUAGUAAAAUUGCAAAGUUUGGUUGCGAAAUAUUGUAAAAUGCGGAAAAUAUAGCCCUGCGAAAUUUGCAAAUUUUGUAUUUAAUUUGUAUUACGCGCGGGAAAAUUAAUGCACCACUUUUGGGCCGAAAGUGGUGCAUUUUUCCGUACGGUAAUAUACAACUUAAAACUGUACAAAAUUUGCAAAUUUCAUAGGGCUAUAUUUUCCUCAUUUUACAACAUUUCGCGGCCAAACUUUGCCGGUUUACUAAUUUUAACAUGCUCUUUCUAGCUGUGGUGAUGGAUUUUGUUCUGCUUGCCUAGAUCAAAACUUAGUCUGUAACUGAAAUCAUGUAUUGUGUAGCAUUUGGUAUUGAAGUAUAUCUAAUUUUAGGGAUGAGGAAGAAAAGACCAAAAAUAAAGAAGACAUUGUUAAUAGAGAACUGACGUUAUUGAAGAAA
Molecule: messenger RNA, 973 nt
Organism: Paramuricea clavata
Lineage: Eukaryota; Metazoa; Cnidaria; Anthozoa; Malacalcyonacea; Plexauridae
Source: the annotation of a GenBank genome assembly